AUGACCAGACGUCAUCGGAACUCAUUGCCGGUACCUGACGACCUCGCUAUGGAGAUAUUCUCGAGGCUGCCGCCGAAGGCGGUGGCGAGAUGUCGUUGCGCAUGCAAGCUCUGGUCCUCCAUGCUUCGCCGUCAAGAUUUCACAGAGCUUUUCUUGACCAAAUCUUGCGCUCGCCCUCAGCUCCUUUUCGCCAGGGAAGAUCGCAGCGUCAGUAAGUAUAUCUUCAUCUCGUCACCUCAGCCUGAAAAUCCCCAAGAGAACUCGUACGUUGUAGCCGCCAAUCAUCUUGCGCGUUUCCCACGUUCCAAUGGAUUCUAUGGUUGUACUUGUACCAGUGGCUUCUUCUGUUAUGGAGAUGACCGGAACCUUAAGGGGCUGCAAAGACCAGUGCAUGUUCCGGUGAUAUGUAACCCCAGCACGGGACAGUCCUUGACCAUGCCCAGAUUAAUCUCGAAAAAGAGGUAUGGAGUGCAAAGCUAUCUUGGAUAUGAGCCGAUAGAGAAAGAACUCAAGUUAUUGUCGAUGAACAACUCGCUUGUAAGUGAUGAGUGGAUCUCUGUGGAGCACCAAGUUCUGACAUUAGGAACCAAGAAACUGUCAUGGAGGUUGGUCGAGUGUUGCAUCCCACAUCGUUCUUCAAGUAAGUGGAUAUGCAUCAGUGGUGUUCUUUACUACGCAGCUACUGCAGCUGGAUCUUCCGAGAAUUCUAUGGUCGUUUGUUUUGAUUUGAGGUCCGAGAAGUUCAGCUCUGUCAAGUUCGGUAAAGCAAUGCCUGAUUCAACGACUCUGGUAAACUACGAUGGGAAACUAGGUUUGCUUAUGUCUGGAGAUUCUCAUGAUGUUAGUGGAGCAAGAACAAGUUUUGAGCUGUGGGUUGUACGAGACGCUGCAAAGCACGAGUGGUUCAAUCACAUAUACGUAUUACCACCUUCCUGGGAGGAUGUGGUUUCAGAGACCAUGUACAUUGCUGGAAUGAUUGGUACAAAUGAAAUCGUCUUCUCCCCGAGCUACCAAAGAGUGCCUUACUAUGUCAUCUACUUCAACGUGGAGAGAAAGACCAUCACAAAAGUUGGAAUCCAAGGACUAGAAGCGUUUCAUGGUGGGAGUUUCCACACCUAUCUUAACUACGUUCAGAAUGUGAAGCUUCUUUAA
Molecule: messenger RNA, 1152 nt
Organism: Brassica rapa (field mustard)
Lineage: Eukaryota; Viridiplantae; Streptophyta; Magnoliopsida; Brassicales; Brassicaceae
Product: F-box protein DOR
Molecular function (GO): protein binding
Source: RefSeq, a predicted model, not a curated record